Mobula hypostoma (lesser devil ray) is the source of this 11552-nucleotide messenger RNA. RefSeq names its product AMP deaminase 2-like. The transcript is spliced from 18 exons. Gene Ontology annotation, cellular component: cytosol. Gene Ontology annotation, molecular function: AMP deaminase activity. Lineage: Eukaryota; Metazoa; Chordata; Chondrichthyes; Myliobatiformes; Myliobatidae. The record is from RefSeq and is a predicted model, not a curated record. Gene Ontology annotation, biological process: AMP metabolic process; IMP salvage. The coding region runs from base 88 to 2826 and encodes 912 amino acids.
CCCUCUUUUGCGGAGUGAGUGUGGGUUCACUCCCGGCCUGCUUCCCUCCUUCUCACCGCUAUCGCGGCCAGCAGUACCUGUAGCCCGAUGAGACGGUGGCUCCGGCCGGCGCUGAGCCCGUUGCUAAGGGCGGCCUGUCGCGGAGACGCCGGGCCUGCGCCUGUCCCGCGCCGCCGGCCCGGCCAGGCCGUUGGGGCGCCUGCGCGGUCGUGGAGCCGAGCUGCUGCUGCUCUCCGCGCUGGCGGGGGCGACUCGCGUCAAAGAGGAGCAUCCUCCUCCUCCUCCUCCGCCCCCUCAUCCUGCAGCUGCAGCAGCAGCAGCAACCACUCGCAGUCGGAGAGAUCCUCAGCUGGAGAUAAGAUGUCAGACCCAAUCCCCAGCAGGGCCAAGAAACUUCGGCCCAGACUCCACGGCAGGAGCAGUCUGCAGAGCACCGAGCCCGUAGAUUUACACAAGACAGGGACUCUGAAGCAGAUUCAUUGCUCUCAGUCACUACCUGGAACCCCACUCUCUUUGAAAUCCUUUCCUAUCAAUCUCCCCACAUCAAUGGAUGGAAAGUUUAAGGAGAUUGCAGAGGAGCUGUUCACUCGAUCUUUAACUGAAAGUGACAUGAGGACUGCUCCCUAUGAAUUUCCAGAGGAGAGUCCCAUCGAACAACUGGAGGAGAGGCGACAACGAUUGGAGCGUCAGAUCAGCCAGGAUGUGAGACUAGAACCAGAAAUUUUACUCAGAGCCAAACAGGACUUCAUGAAAAUUGACAGCGCUGCAGAUCUACAAUAUUACAAAGAUCAAAUUGAUUCUGCAGUAGAGAUACACCCAGAGGAGCAAGAGCAUGAUCUUCUUCAGGAAUUCCAGCGGGUUAGCAUAUCAGGAGAAGAGAAGUGUGGGGUCCCCUUCACUGAUCUUCUAGAUGCUGCUAAGUGUGUUGUCAGAAGUCUUUUUAUCCGAGAAAAGUACAUGGCUUUAUCCUUACAGAGCUUUGGUAAGACAACUAAAAGGUUCCUAGAGCAGCUGGGAGACAGGCAAUGUCAUAUAAAUUUGUAUGAUGAAAUGCCAGAAACACCCAUUUCACCAGAUUCAUCUGUCCAUUCACCAUUUUCUGAGGAACACCCCUACAGUAAUUGUGACCCAAACUUAAUGCCAGAGGAUAUAGGAUUUGGCUGCAAAAUGAUUGAUGGGGUCACCCAUGUAUAUUCCAAACCAAAUAUGAUGGACAAGUCUACAGAAGUGGAUCUGCCUUGUCCAAAUCUUCAGGAGUUCACUGCUGACAUGAAUGUUUUAAUGGCAUUAAUAAUCAAUGGACCAGUGAAAUCCUUCUGCUAUCGCCGGCUGCAGUACCUGAGCUCUAAGUUCCAAAUGCACGUCUUGUUGAAUGAAAUGAAAGAGUUGGCUGCACAGAAGAAAGUACCUCACAGAGACUUUUACAAUAUUCGCAAAGUUGAUACACACAUUCAUGCAUCAUCUUGCAUGAACCAGAAACAUUUACUCCGUUUCAUUAAGCGUACGAUGAAGAAGAACCCAGACGAGAUUAUCCACAUGGAAAACGGAAAAGGGCAGACUCUGAAGGAUGUCUUUGAGAGCAUGAACCUCACAGCCUAUGACCUCAGUGUGGACACGCUAGAUAUGCAUGCGGAUCGAAACACCUUCCAUCGGUUUGACAAAUUCAAUGCCAAGUACAACCCAAUUGGAGAAUCAAUUCUGCGUGAGAUUUUCAUCAAAACUGAUAAUUAUAUCGGUGGCAAAUAUUUUGGUCAUAUUAUAAAGGAAGUGAUGGAAGAUCUUGAAGAAAGCAAGUACCAGAAUGCAGAAUUGCGCCUGUCCAUAUAUGGCCGCUCUCGGGAUGAAUGGGAUCACUUGGCAAAGUGGGCAGUGAAGCACAAAGUCUAUUCUAACAACGUGUGCUGGCUAGUACAGGUGCCACGGCUUUUCGAUGUCUUCCAUACAAAGAAACAGCUAAACAACUUCCAGGAUAUGUUGGAGAACAUAUUUCUUCCUAUUUUUGAAGCAACAAUUAAUCCUCGCAAUCACCCAGAGCUUCACUUGUUCCUUCAGCAUGUUGUGGGCUUUGAUAGCGUUGAUGAUGAGUCCAAACCAGAACAUCACAUUUUCAAUGCAGAUAGCCAGUUGCCUGUGAAUUGGACCGAAGAUGAAAACCCACCUUAUGCCUAUUAUCUUUACUACAUGUAUGCUAACAUGACUGUACUGAAUCAUCUUCGCAAGAAGAGAGGAUUCAAUACAUUUGUUUUGCGGCCACAUUGUGGAGAGGCUGGCCCCAUUCACCAUCUUAUAUCUGGAUUCAUGCUUUCACAGAGUAUCUCUCAUGGUCUUCUGCUUCGAAAGGCUCCAGUGUUGCAGUAUCUGUAUUACCUGGAUCAGAUCGGAAUUGCAAUGUCUCCUCUGAGCAACAACAGUCUUUUUCUGAGUUACCACAGAAACCCACUACCUGAGUAUCUCUCCCGUGGUCUUAUGGUGUCUCUCUCCACAGACGACCCUCUACAGUUUCACUUUACCAAGGAGCCGCUAAUGGAAGAGUAUAGCAUAGCUGCCCAGGUAUGGAAGUUGAGCUCUUGUGACAUGUGUGAGCUGGCACGGAACAGUGUAAUAAUGAGUGGCUUCUCUCACAAGAUAAAAGGUUACUGGCUUGGACCAAACUACCAAAAGGAGAGCAUAGAGGGCAAUGAUAUCCGUCGCACCAAUGUCCCAGAUAUCCGAGUUGGCUACCGCUAUGAAACCCUGUGUGAAGAGUUGAACUUGAUCACACAGGCAUUAAUCACGGCAGAACGAUGGGAGAAUGAAGCAAUAAACAUGACUCCACUGUCUGAAUAAUGAAAUGCACGAUGGCCUUCACAUGGAAGGGCAGUUGUUUAAAACGUUCUAACUAAAAUCACCUGUAGACUGCUAGAGUAUCUGACUGUUUACCCUCUGUAUAUCAUUAAUUAUUAUUCCUUGGAACUUCUGAAAUUGAAGCUAUUUAUAAAGUUGUCCAUCUGACAUACACAAUGAUUUCUACCUUGCAUUAUGCUUGUUUUUAUAGUAAGGUGUGAAUGAUUUUAAAUAUAAUUGAUUGCUCCUUUUGGACAGGUUUUUUGACUGAAUGUCAAAGCUGUCCCAGGUGGGUGGGUAACAUUCACAUCACGUUAUUUUCCUCAUGACUGUGACCAUGACGAUUCUUUUGGCUUGUUCCCAAAAGAUCUACCUCCCUGCAUUCCCAGAGAUGCUUUGGUUGUGCAGGAGCACCGGGCUUUAUGACCGUUAACCUCUGCAUAGAUGAAGUAGCAUGUGAGGCAUUGCCACAAGCAUGGUGAGACUUGGAUAUUUAGAAAUCAAAUAGGUUUUUUUGUUAAUGAUGUAGACAGUGAACACCCUUAUUAUAUAUGUUUACUGCUAAAUAGGGGUGAUCUCAUGAGCGUUGUAAACAAUCAUUUUUUUUUAAACUUUCUGUCUACUCUGGUGGUAAUUUCAGCAUUGGCUUAUUAUUUGUGCACUGGAGGAAGUUGUUGAAUCCACGCUUCACUCCACCAUUUAGGAGCACAUUAUUUAGGAUGACUGUUCGUUACUGUACUCAAGAACUACCAUAUCAUCAGAGAUGGUAUUACUCCCACUGAACUUAACAUUUGAGAUCAAAGAAAAAUUAUGCUGUUCUGUACCAAGCUUCUACAGUACUCAUCCCAAAAACAAAACUGUUAAAAGGAGACUGGUAAUUUAUCUCAUCAUCAUUAAUUAGUCCUGAUAGUGUUAUUUUGGCUGGUAUUUAUAGACUAAAUCUUGUAGACUAAAUCGAUUACAUUUCAAGUCCUCCAUGACCUAAAGAAUGUCCUCGGACUUCCUGAGGGUCUUAAGUAUUGUAAAGUUUUACCUUUGACUCCAUCACAAUUUUAUUGGAUAUGAGGCUUUCAGAAGGAAAGAAUGUUCAGAAGGAAAGAAUGUUCAGAAGGAAAGAAUUUCAGAAGGAAGGAAUUAAUGAUUAAUCUAUGAUUUCCUGUAUCCAGUCCUGGGCAGAACUAAUGUGGAACUGGUCAACCCAUGACCUCAUUGAUCCGUGACCUUAGCUCCAAUCUCAAGUAAGUUAGUCAGUUCCCCAAAUAUAUUCCCUUCUACAUUAAGCACAGACUGAGUGUUUUGCAGUAUGUGCAUUAAUAAAUGAUGCCGGUUUCUUUUUAAAAAUAAGUUUAGUUUUGAGUAUUAAUUCAUUUGCGUAUUAUAAUUAUUUAUGUAUUAAGUUACAAUUAUUUGCAGGCUGUCCUUAAUAAGCUGAAAAUUGCCUGGUAUUAUUACUGAAGCUGCUUUUAAUGGAUAGCUGCAGUUCAGCAUAUCAGCCUAGAAUCCUCUUCCCAGAUAGCUUUGCAACGGCCAAUAUCAAUAAAUCGGUUUUAGGAAAUGUCAGUGGUUUUGCACAGCCCACUUGACAGCUUUGUGCCUCGUACAGUAGAUUAUUACUAAGUAAAACACUGGCAACAGUGACUAUGAAACUGUCUGUUCUUGCUCUCUGAUGAAGUACUGCAACUGCACUACAGUAAUUUCCUGUUAAACAAUGAGGUGUCCAUUAUUCCAAACUGCUAACAGUACCUUAGGAUAUAUGUCAUAAUUACACUGAUAUUACACAGCAAUACUGUCAUAUAGUUUGCAUGCAGUCAUGUUGAAUGGUGAUCAUGUCUAAGGCCAGACUUAUUUUCUGGUAUUAUCCUUUUUGCAAUAAGUGAAUUUGAUAUGGUCUCAUUGUCAAUUGCUUUUCAAUCCAGACGUGGCAAUGAACAAGUUUAAAACUUGAUUAGGGUGAAUGAGCAUUGGUGGAAAUUGCAUAUGUGGUGCUUUUCUGCACAUGCAGUCCAUUUCUUUUCCAGAGUUAUAGAUUGUUUUCUAGUCAAAUCUUGGUAAUUGAUUAAAAUACAAGAGGAAAAACAUAGCAUACAACAAACAGUAACAAACUAAACAAGAGAUUCUACAGAUGGGGAAAUCCGGAGUAACGCAUACAAAAUGCCGGAGCUAUGGAGAGGAAUAAACAACUGACCAUUCGGACCGAGACCCUUUCCCCUUCCUUUCCAGUCCUGAUGAAGGGUCCCGGCUGUAACGUUGACUGUUUAUUCCUCUCCAUAGAUGCUGCCUGACCUGCUGAGUUCCUCCAGCAUUUUCAUAGCAUGCCUAUAAAAGCAGUUAUUACUGACAAACUCAUAUGCAUGGAUGGUUCAGUUACUGAGCCUUUAUUUUCAGAGGGACUAGCAGAAGAGUUAUUUAUGUAACUCAGAUUAAUUUUCUACCACCCAGGUAUAAAGUACCCCUUAACGGAUAUUCAUGGAAUCUGUCAACAAAGGAGAAAAAAAAACAUUUUGCUGUGUGGGUCUCAAUGCUGCUGCAGAGAUUAGGUUAUAAAGGCAAGUUUUGCAAGUUAAAUAAUGAUUCCUUUGGGCUGUUACUUCAUGGUGCAAAACUAGCUUUUAUUGUAUAAAAUGAAAUCUAUGUUGGAGUGUUUCACUAAUUUGGAGGGAGGUGUUGUGACUAUGAAUUGGUUGAACUUAAUUGGUAUUUUUAUAAAUCUGUGCAGCUUUGUAGUAAACGAUGAUUGUAAUUGGCAGUUUUGUGCCAGUGCAUCCCAUUGCUUGAAAGAAAGUUAGUAAGGUGCAUGUUAGUCAAACAUGGACUAUUGAGUGUUACUAAAAGGCAACCAACAAAAGAAUUACUGCAGAAUGAGGCACUGGCUGAUGUCGGUAAAUGUUUAGUUUACAAUCAGCAAACCAACCUAACAGUGAUGUUAUAGCGAAGGCAGGGUGCUAUGAUAGCAUUGUGGCUAGCCUGACACUAUUAAGAGUACAAGGCGCUGGAGUUAGGAGCAUCCUUCGUAAGGUGUCUCUGUACGUCCUCCAUGUUUCCCCCGGGAGCUCUGGUUUCCUCCCAUAGACUAAAGACAAACUUGGUAGGUUAAUUAAUCAUUCUAACAGUGAUUAGGUUAAGGUUAAAUCAAGGUUAUUGGGGUUUGCUGGGCGGUGUGACUCGAAGGGCUGAUACUGCGCUAUAUCUAUAAAUAAAUAAAUAAGUUCUGCAGAUUCUUCCAACAUUUUGUGUAUAUUGCUCUCGAUUUCCAGCAUCAUGUUUCAGAUUCUGCAGAUACCGGAAGUUCAAAGCAACGCACACAAAAUGCUGGAGAAACUCAGCAGGUCAGAGGGGAAUUAAGAGUUAACUCUUUUGGCUGAGACCCAUCAUCAGGACUAGGGUACUGGCUUAUGUUUAACUGAAUCCAAGCUAUUCUUGUCAUUAAUGAUUAGAAAUGGAUAAAGUUUGAGAGAUCAUUGCUGUCUCCAAACAAACUAAUGAUCAAAGUGCAACUGUUGUCUCAGGGUAUGGGCAACAGAGUGUUGCCCAGACAAAGCAGGUAGCUUAGAGAGACCAGGUGAGUUGGUUCAUGUGAGAGCAAUAUGUGUAUAUGAGCACAAACUCAAUGGCCUGACUCUGUACAAUUUGUUACGUUUUUAAUGUGCAUUUCCAUUCGUUCUAAAAUGAAUGAUUCAGGAUUUCUGUCCUGCAUCCCUCCUAGUUCAAAUUACGGAAACUGAGUUUUAGGUAUUCUGUACAAUUCACUGAUAUCGAGGGCAUCCUAUUUGCUGAUCAAAGUUCAAGUAGGUUUAUUAUCAAAGCACAUAUAUUAUCAUAAACUAUUUUUAGAUACAUUUUCUUCCUGACAUUUAUAGGAAAAAAGAAAUGUAAUAGAACUAACACAAGUCUUAAGACGAACCUUGGAUUUUUAUCCACGGUACCUACACUCAGUGGCCAAUCUGCUAGAUACAGGAGUGGAACACUGUUUGGUCUUCUGCUGCUGUACCCCAUCCACUUCAAAAUUUGAUGUAAUAUGAGUCCAGAGAUGUUCUUCUGCACACUGUUGUAACAUCUGGUUGUUUGAGUUACUGUCGCCUUCCUGUCUGGUCAUUCUCCCCUGAUCUCUCAUUAAUAAGGCACUUUUGCUCACAGAACUGCCACUCACUGGAUGUUUGUUUGUCUUUUUUUUUUGCACCAUUUCCUGUAAACUCUUAGAGACUGUGUUUGACAACCUCAGGAGGUUAGCAGUUUCUGAGAUACUCAAAGCCUCCAUAUAGUUCCAACAAUCAUUCCACAGUCAAAGUCACUGAGUUCACAUUUCUUCCUCAUUCUGAUGUUUGGUCUGAACCACAAAUGAAUCUCUUGAUCUCUUGACCAUGUCUGCAUGCUCUAUGCAUUGAAUUCUGCCACAUGAUUAGCUGAUUAGAUAUUUGCAUUAACGAGCAGGUGCAUCUAAAAGCCACUGAGUUUAGUUUUAUCCCAAGCAGAAAUAUUGAAAGUGCUUUCUUGUAAAAUAUCUGAGUGCACAGCAUAUUUUGAGAUUUAAAUGGGAGCUGUUAAUGGCAAAGAUUGUUAUUUAGUUCCGUUGCUCUGGUAGAAAAAUCUAGCUGUACGUAAUUCACCAAAGACUAAUCUCAUGUAGGUCUAGAAAUGUUUCAUUGCAGGUAGCUCCCAUUAUAACAGAUAAGCUUACAGGUUAAUUGCCUAUAUGUAAUCAAAUCUAUCAAGAUUUAUUAGAUUUUAGGUGUGCUUAUAACUUAUGCUUCCACUUUCCAAUUUCUAAAUUGCAAGCCUGUUGUUACGUACAGAGUAUAUGUCACACAUCACUAGAAAUACUGCAAAAAUCUGGAAAAACAAAAAUAAUUGAUUUGAUUCAUUAGAUAGCUAACAUAGAUCACAUUUCUGCUUGAAAAUAAAACUCUUAAAAAUGCAAUAGUCAAGUCUUCUACAUUAUAAGCAGAUAAUGCAUGUUGGAUUGGAUAACCUUUGAAAUAUUAAUAUUUUGAGUGUGAUCCUUAUCAAAACAUGUUUUUUGUUUCUAUGUCAGAGUAAUUACUUUUAACUCCAGGCUGUGCACGAUAUGGGUUGGCAGAUGGUAGCAUAAUGAUUUACAGUGCCAGCAACCUGGGUUAAGUUUGUAUAUUCUCUCAGUGACUGCAUGGCUUCCCUGUGGGUGCACUCGUUUCUUCCCACAGUCCAAAGACCUACCAGUUGGUAGGUUAAUUGGUGAUUGUAAAUUGUCCUGUGAUUAGGUAGGAUUAAAUCAGGAGAUUGCUGGGCAGAAGAACCUAUUCCAUGCUUUAUCUCAAUAAAUAAAUAUCACAGCGACCUUGUGCAAUAGAUCACACAACAUACCGGAGGAGCUCAGCAGGCUAGGCAGCAUCAAUGGGGGGGAAAAAGUACAUUCGACGUUUUGGAUUGAGACCCUUCAGUAGGACUGGAGUGAAAAAGAUGAAGAGUAGAUUUAAAAGUUGGGGGAGGGAUGAAGUAAAUAGCUGGGAAGUUGAUUGGUGAAAGAGAUACAGGGCUGGAGAGAAGGGAGUCUGGUAGGUGAGGAUAGAAGGCCAUGGAAGAAAAAAAAGAGAAGGGGAGAACAUUAGGGGGAGGUAAUGACCAGGUAAGGUGAUGAGGUGAGAGGCGUAAAAUGGGAUGGGGACUGAGGGCAUGGGGGUGGGGUGUCAUUACCAGAAGUUGGGUAAAUCGAUGUUCAUGCCAUCAGGUUGGUGGCUACCCAGACGGAAUAUAAGGUGUUCGUCCUCGAACCUGAGUGUGGCAUCAUCGCGGUCUCGGCUCAAAAAGUCGACAGUACUUUUUUCUGUAGAUGCUGCCUGGCCUGCUGAGUUGCUCCAGCAUUUUGUGUGUGUUCCUUGGAUUUCCAGCAUCUGCAGAUUUUCUCUUGUUUGUCACUUGUUGUAGACAAGUAGGAACAUUUGAAUUGUAAGUUUCCUCUCCAGGCUGAUGUUUUAAUAUCUUUGAUUUAAAAGAAACUAAAGUCUUACAUUCUAGCUGAUCCAGAGCUUAGGAGUUCCCACUGAAGGUAAACACAAAGGUUGAGAACAUUAUUUAUAUUCUGAGUUGCAUUUUCCAGUUCCUGACUCACACAUAACCUAUUCUAACGCUCCAUGGAGCAUUGGAUGAUUAUAGAUGUUACACACAUUUUAUAUUUAUCACUUCUGGUUUGUGAUAAAGUUAAACUCAGUAUUUCUAUAGCACACAAGUAUGCAACUAUCUUUCACCACUUAAGUAGCUCUCUAUUGUCAGAUUUGCUGCAUGACUUAGAGCUCUACCUUCCCCCUAUGUCCUAUUGAAGAUCAAAACAUGAAUAAGUUUUGUAAAUGCCCACAGGACAGGUACACAGAUUAUCAACGUUAAUUUGGAAUUCAUUUACUCUUCGCUGUCCUACUCUUGCUUCUGAAAUUUGGUAUCCUUGUAUUCAACAGAAUCAGCCACAACUACACAACAUAACCAAAAUGAGUUAGAGUUUCUAUGCGAUUAUUCCCUAGUAGUUUACCUAAUGGUCAGCUGAGUAUCUAAGACAGCUGCUUGUGCUUUCAUAAGCAUUCUCUUUACAAUGAAGAUAAGGCAUGUAGUUUACUGUUAGUUGCGUAUAGCCAAUAGUGAUGCUUUGUACAGUAUUUUCAUUCAUAAAAUGAGGAAAUACCUUGGUGACAUAAUCCCUAACCAAGGCUGUUUACAAAGCGAAGUGCACCAUCCAUCACAAUGGUCAGCUGUAGCAGAGAUAGCUGGUUGUUACCUGCUUUUGUUCUACACUGCACUAUUUCCAUAAGCAUUCCCAUAUCCUAUUUGUGAUCCACUUUACUCAGGCUGCUUCAUCUACAGAACAGUUCUGGAAUUUCUCAGUCAAAUCAUGUUUUAUAUUGGAUGAUCUCACUUGAAGCUCCGUGUGUAAAUUGUAUCAGAAAUAUUUAGUUCCUUCUAUCCACCAUUAUUGGGCUUAAUUGCUUUUUCUGCAUUCGGAGCACUUCAUAAACGGCCGAACAUGGUGAGAAUUGUAAUGGAGGUCUUGAAUGGUUAAGAAGUGUGACUGGGUUUUGAUAUUUGUGCAUUUGUCUAGAACAGUUGUGCUCUGCUUCCCCAAUGCAGCCUGUGGCAGGUGCAAUGUCUUGCCAAUGGUUCAUGCCCAAUUUUUGAAACUGCACUCCAUAAUUUGUAUCCAAAAGUAAUAUGUGAUUUUCAAGUGUUGGUAGAUAGGUGAUAGAAUAAAGAAUAAUUUUUAAUACUCGAAGUAGGUCAUAUGACUCUUAGAGCUUUCACUUUUCUGAACAAAUGCUGGUGUUUUAUUAAGAACUUCUUGGAAGAUAUUGGUGGUUGUAGUGUUGCGAAACGCUGGUUGUUUUUUAGCCUGCCUCAUUACCUCCUGCUUACUACAGACACUAAAGCACAUAAGACUUCAUUGCACAGGAGAGCUUACUCAAACCAGUUGGAUUAUCCUCUAUUAAUUGUUCCUACUGUGGCAGACACACUGGCUUGUUGUUUGCUGCUUUUCACAAUUAGUUAAAUCAAAGGGAAGUUGGACACUUACUAAAGAGAAUAAGGUACAGGAAUACAGCGAAACUAGUGGAAUGGGAUCGCUCCUCUGGGGGCUGGCAUGGAACUGAGAGACUGAGUGGUCUCCUUUUUUGUAUUUGUAAGAGAAGUGUGUAUUUUGUUUGCUAAUUUGUUGCUAGAAGUUGAUCCUCUGCUUGACUAUCAAAAAGAGCUGAUUUACAUGCUGGAAUAUGUGAAAUGUGAAUGGAAAGUAAGUUUUAAAAAAAAUUGGAUUUGCCAUGUUGCCUCAAACAUUAUUUUUAAAUGUAGAAAUGCAUCCACAAAGGUUUUGAUGGUGCUUGAAACUUGUUCACCAAAAUAAUGUAAUGAUCUUGCAGAAUAGUAACUACCUGGUUUGCAACAAGCAAAACUGUGGCACCAGAGCGUAAAGGAAGUCCACAGUUUUAGGACCUUAAGUUAAACAGUUAUCAUUGCCAUAGAAUGCUGGAAAUAUACUUUAAUGAUACUUUGUGUAGUGUGUGUUGGUUCAAACAAUGGCAAAUUUACUUUGACAUCAGAUUUUAACGUUUGACUUUGCUAGUGACGCAUUUAACCAAAUGAAGAGUGGCUGAUCUGUUCAUCACUUGCCUACCCUGCCUCUUUACAAUUUCAUUGUAGUUGUAACAGCCUCAAGGUGGCCAGGCAACCCCACAUGUUUGAAACCAGUUCAAUAUGAAGGCCCACCUUCUUAGAUAUCCCCUAAGGAUUGAGGAAGACUCUCUUUCACUCCAGUUCUGUGGCCUAUGAGGUCAAUUUAGGAAGCCUGAACUCCUCCACAACUGGAACUGGAGAUGAUUGGUGGAGCGUGGGUGGUAUGUGUGGGAAGCUGGAAAGGGGCACUAAGUGGUAGCAACAGCACAUUUGUGUUUCAGGUUAUUUUGCAAGAAAAGUAAAUGAAAUUAUGGUAAAUGAAGAUUUAUCUAAUUUUGAUCUAUUGGAUGUCAUCUUUUAAAUACAGUAUAUUAAUUGCCAUUUUUGCACUGUGAUUGCUUGUUAAUUCUGUUAAUGGAAAUUGCUUAAAAAUGUAAUUAUGCUAAGGUAUUGCAAUAAAAUUAAUUGAAAAGCGAUGUUCUGCUGUUUGUAGAUGAGUUAUGUAAGUGGGAAUAAAACCUACCCUGACCUUGUAGUUUGUGUGUUUAACAUGUCUGGUUGGUUUAAAAAUAAUAAAUGUUCACCUGUACUAAUAAAAAUAGCUCUUU